AUGACCUUCAGCCCACAAUCGCUCGUUAUAGCCAGCCCUCACAAUUCACCCAGCCCGACUGUUUUGAUUAUCAUUGCAUGGGCUGUCAUUUUUCUGAUACAUUCUUCCGAUAUAGCACCGUCCGUUCGCACGAAAGAGCAUGAGCUGGAAGAUUUGUUACAGUUCUUUGUGGCUGCACCUGAUGCAUCACUCCCCGUGGAUAUUGACCCAUCGGUAGAGCUGAAUCGCAAAUCAUUAGUUACGGCUGCUACAGGGCGGUCGGCCAUCGUACCGCCGGUGGUUGUUUUUAGCAAGACAUAUUGUCCUUAUUCAAAGCGAGCCAAGAGUUUGCUCUCGUCUCUGAAACUCGAACCGGCACCCUAUGUUGUUGAAGUUGACUUGCGAAGUGACUCGGAUACUGUCAAGGCACUGUUGGUGAGACUGACGGGACACGGCACAUUCCCAAACAUACUGGUGAGACGCAAGUCAAUUGGGGGCUCUGACGACCUGGCCCGGCUACACGAGAGUGGAGAGUUGAUCCCGCUCCUGGCGACGGCUGGAUUGAUUAAACGGCCGGGGAACCGAGAGCGCCCCAGGAAACUAUUUAUCUCGUGUCUUCUCAUACCCCGUCUUCUAUCUUCCCUCACCGUCUUCCUCGAGUUCUCAUUCCGACGCCUCGGCGCGUUCGUUCAUUUAACACUGCUGCUUGACGCAAUUCCAUUCCUUGAGCCCCGUCCCUCCUCUUUCCCAAUGCCGAGCUUCGCCCUUCCCUCUCAGUCUAAGCCUCGCCUGACGAGCUCUGCCACCAGCUUGGUUAGCUCUCUGAGCAAAAAGCAUCAACGCCUUUCCGCCGUACUCUUGUUGUUCCUAUCUUUCGCUGCUUUCUUCUCCUUCCUCUUCGGAGCUCAGCAUGACUCGAAGGCGUUUAUCGCAUAUCAACGAGCAACUGGCCGUCAACCCACCGCAUCUUACCCCCUAUCGCGCGCAUUCAAGGAGACCAACAGGGCUGUCACUCCUCAACAAAAGAGCACUGCUUCUGCGGAGCCUCUCAACUUGACUCCGGCCAUGGAACUGGGAGCAUUAGUUGCAUUCCUCACCGACCGUGCUGCUGAGAAUGCGCUCCCUCUUACCAUCGACCCCCAACAGCAAAUACCCGCCGAUGUCAUGCUUGACUUUGACACACGCUCCGAUUUUGCCCAACUAGAAGUUGAUGAUCUCGUUCAGGACACAUGGAUGCGCAACCCUGUCGUUAUCUUCUCCAAGGUCCAUUCACCCCAGGGUCGUGACUUGAAGAAGAUUUUCGCGUCUUACAAAUUGAAACCUGCCCCAGUUAUUUUCGACGUCGACCAGCGUGAGGAUGCAGCUGUCCUUGAGCCUGUACUUUACCGUCUCAUCGGCGAAACCUCCCUGCCCAUCGUCCUCCUUGGUGGUCGCUCCAUUGGAUCCCAUCGGACAUUACCAAGCUACACGACUCUGGCGACCUUGAACAAGCCAUGA
This is a messenger RNA of Rhizoctonia solani, 1476 nucleotides long. Its product is annotated as monothiol glutaredoxin. Gene Ontology annotation, biological process: cellular response to oxidative stress. Gene Ontology annotation, cellular component: cytoplasm. The record is from RefSeq and is a predicted model, not a curated record. The transcript has 8 exons. Gene Ontology annotation, molecular function: glutathione disulfide oxidoreductase activity. Lineage: Eukaryota; Fungi; Basidiomycota; Agaricomycetes; Cantharellales; Ceratobasidiaceae. Bases 1 to 1476 code for a protein of 491 amino acids.